Messenger RNA from Oryza brachyantha (malo sina), 3243 nucleotides. RefSeq names its product receptor-like serine/threonine-protein kinase At2g45590. The record is from RefSeq and is a predicted model, not a curated record. NCBI's taxonomy places the organism in Eukaryota, Viridiplantae, Streptophyta, Magnoliopsida, Poales, Poaceae. Gene Ontology annotation, biological process: protein phosphorylation. The transcript has a single exon. The coding region runs from base 311 to 2389 and encodes 692 amino acids. Gene Ontology annotation, molecular function: ATP binding; protein kinase activity.
CACCGAUUCAACGCACCCCUUGCUCCGCGCACCCGCAUCCCUAAUCACACCGCCAGGUGGGCCCCACCCCUCACCUGGCCCCACCGAUCAGCGACUGCGCAACGGAUCCUAAUCCCGCACGCGCACCCGCUGAGGCCUACACAGGAACGCGCCUCCUCUGAAUUCCAUAGAGUGGUGUGUGGGGGGUUGGGUUUCCUCUUCCUCCUCGUCUGGAAGAGAAGAGACUCGUCGUCGAGCUCGGAGAGUCGGAGGUGAAGCUGAUGGUGGUGGAAAGCCCACCCGCUUUACGGCGUCUCCGCUCCCGCUCCCGAUGCCCUCGCGCCAGCUGCUCCAGGCGCCUCCUCCGCCCCCCGCCGCCGCCGCCUUCCACAACCGGGGCGCCUCCUCCCGCCGCCACUCCGUAGCCGUCGUCGCGGCGGCGGCGGGCGGGGCCGGAGCCGUGGCGGUGCUCGUGGUGGUCGCGGUUCUGUGGUUUUGGUGGAGGCGGAGGAGGGGGAGCAAGGGGAGGCCGGAUGAGGCGAGUGAGGUCGUCGCCGCUGGGAGGCUGCAGCGGCUGUCGUACCGGAAGCUGCGGCGGGCCACGGGGGGGUUCGCGGCGGGGAGCAAGCUCGGGCAGGGCGGGUUCGGCCCCGUGUUCCGUGGCGCGCUCCCGCCGGCCACGCGUGGGGGUGGGGCGGGGAGGCCCGUCGCCGUGAAGGUCAUGGAUGCCGCCGGGUCGCUGCAGGGGGAGCGGGAGUUCCACAACGAGAUCGCCAUCGCGUCCCACCUCCUCGAGUCGGCUUCCGCGCCGGGAUCCCCUCCUGACCCCGGCGCGGACGCCGCUAAGCCCGGUGGGAAGGGGCGGGACACCAUACUUCUGCCGUUCGCGUACUCGAUGUCCGCGGCGCGGGGCGAGGGGCGGCCGCGGCGGAUGAUGCUAGUGUACGACCUCAUGCCCAACGGGUCGCUGCAGGACGCGCUGCUGGGGCGGCGCUGCCCGGAGCUCGUGGCGGAGUGGCCCCGCCGCCUGGCCGUCGCCCGCGACGUGGCGGCGGCGCUUCAUUACCUCCACUCCGUCGUCAAGCCGCCGGUCGUGCACGGGGACGUCAAGCCCAGCAACGUCCUGCUCGACACGGAUCUCCGCGCCCGCCUCGCCGACUUUGGCCUCUCCCGCGUCAAUUCCGACGCAGAUGCGGAUGGCAAGCCGGAGAGCGGCGUGAUUGCGGAAGGAUGCGACGUCAAUGGGAAUGCCGAUGGGGGAUGUGAUGAUGACGCCUCUGUUGUAGCGGAGAGCACGGUCACCACGACGGUGAACGGCGAGGGGAACGGUUGCCCCAAAUCGCCGGAGGAUGACGACGGCUUCACAUCGGCAUCGCCGGCGGAGGCUGCGUCAACUUCCGGGUUUGACCGAACCAGUGUUGAGAGCGGUAAGAACAGCCGCAGCUGCAAUGGUGGCGGGUCACGCACUGGAGGUGCCAUGGGAUCAGGUACUGGGAGUGACUGGUGGUGGAAGCAGGAUAACGGUGGGGGCAGCAAUGGUGUAAAAGACUAUGUGAUGGAGUGGAUUAGAUCAGAGAUCAAGAAGGAACGCCCGAAAAAUGACUGGAUUUCAGGAGCAGCUAUUACCAACCCAACUGCAGACAGGAAGAAGCCAAAGAGGAGGGCAAGAGAGUGGUGGCGUGAGGAGUAUGCUGAUGAGCUUGCAAAAAAGCAGAAACGAAGGGCACUCGCUAAAUCAAGAAGCGAGCAGGCAGGGCUGCAAUGGUGGGAGCGGGAUAUUGACGAUGACUUGGAUGCAAAGGGACGAUCCAAGUGGAGUGUGGUGAAGAGCUGGAGUCGGAGGAGCAAUGGCAGCAGCGGCAAUGGCAAUGGCAAUGGCAGUAUUAAUUGGUGGGUCAAUGGUGCAAGAAGCAGCUGUGAUUGGGCAAGUGGGGAAUUCGUCCCCAAGAGUAGUGGUGCAGUGAGCAGCACACCGAGCAUGCGCGGCACCGUGUGCUAUGUGGCUCCUGAAUAUGGUGGUGGUGGUCCUUUGUCUGAGAGAUGCGAUAUCUAUAGCUAUGGUGUCCUGCUGCUGGUUCUUAUCUCAGGGCGCCGGCCUUUGCAGGUGACGGCCUCACCCAUGUCUGAGUUUGAGAAGGCAAGCCUCAUAUCAUGGGCAAAGCAUCUUGCACGCGUGAGCCGUCUGAUUGAUCUUGUUGAUCCAGCCCUACAGGAUGUGAAUCGUGAUGAGGUUUUGCUCUGCAUUACGGUUGCACUCCUUUGCAUCCAGAGGUCUCCAGCUCGUCGGCCAUCCAGUGAGGAGGUGCUCCGGAUGCUGUCUGGUGAGGGAGAACCUCCACAUCUCCCACUGGAGUUCUCACCAUCUCCACCUGGUGGGUUCCCUUUCAAGUCCCGAAAGAAAAUUCGGUGAGUCUGUUUAGGUCUUACCUAGACGCAAAAGUUAGCUUUAACUUUGUCCGCUAAUGUAUGUGUUCUCUGGUUCAAGCUCCUAUUUUAUGUAUUCUUUUACUCACUACUGUAUAAAGUUCCCUAGGGAAAAAAAGGUAAUGUCAUCUCAAUUCAAAAUUGACAACAACAGUGCCUCGUUGCUCACAUGGGCAAUCACAGGCCCACAUUGUCUUUAUAUUUUUUCUGAAACCUUAAUCACGGACCGAUAAUUAUGCGGAUUUAGUACUAUGGAGAGGACUUCAGUGACCCUGAGGAGGAUGAUGUGUUGUUCACCUUUUGAAAUGGUGUAUCUUGAAGCAUCUUGCUUUUGGAUAAGCAUAGAAGGUAGUGCUUUUCCUGGCCCCCUGGAAUCUGGUAUUUUUUCUUCCUCCUAUGGCGCAGUCCUUGUGUUCAACGAGUGUGCCCACAGCUCACUGAUGUGGGCUUUAAUCUUUUCAUGUCCGGAUAUGCUUUUCUCUUUUUUGCUUUUGUCACUUACUUUUUUCAUGCUUAGUCUAUUCUGCAGGGUUGCUAUUCCUGAUCUAAAGUAUGAGAGUCAACCAGAUGAUUAUGUCUUCUGGAAAGGCUUUAUUGAGGUGGUGCUAGCACUGUUUGGCAUUGUCUGGAUAUUUUGAUGUAGAGACUAUCGAUUUCCAUUUUCACAAGGAAAAAAAACUUUGACACAAUAUACUUAUAGGUUUGCAUGCAUUGCUUUCCAACUGGUUAUUUUGAAGUUGAUGUUGAUAAUGUUGGUUGUGGAAUCCAUCCCCCAUUUGAUGUGAAUGGUUAGGAAUCCCAUCAACAUCAGGGCAUAUAAAGUACCAGGACUUGUCAAAA